Helianthus annuus (common sunflower) is the source of this 1179-nucleotide messenger RNA. RefSeq lists its product as uncharacterized. NCBI's taxonomy places the organism in Eukaryota, Viridiplantae, Streptophyta, Magnoliopsida, Asterales, Asteraceae. Bases 1 to 1179 code for a protein of 392 amino acids. The transcript is spliced from 2 exons. The record is from RefSeq and is a predicted model, not a curated record.
AUGGCUCAGAAUUGCAAGAACAAGAGCAAGAGGUCACUAUUGAAAGGAAGAUUGAAGAAAGAAAAGACACCUCCAAACCAAGCAAAGCAAAACCAAAACUUACUACCCCCUCCUCCAUUCCCAUCAAGAUUUCAAAGCACAAAGAAGGAGAAAGAAGAUCAAGAAAUCAUGGAAACUUUUCGAAAAGUAGAAGUAAAUAUUCCCCUCCUUGAUGCAAUCAAACAAGUUCCUCGAUAUGCUAUGUUCUUAAAAGAACUUUGCACUUCAAAGAAAAAGCUUAAAGGAACGAAACCGUCAAGCAUACCACGAGCUAUGCUUGACCUUGGAGCAUCCAUUAAUGUCCUACCAUAUUCCAUUUUUAAAACCCUUAACGUAGGACCAUUAAAAAGGACAGGAGUAGUAAUUCAAUCGGCUGACAAAUCCACGGUCCACCUAAAAGGUGUAUUAGAGGACGUGUUAGUGCAAGUGAAUGAAUUAGUGUUUACUGCUAACUUCUAUGUCUUGGACAUGGAGGAUGACGACACUUCGGACUCAAGUUCCAUUCUGUUAGGAAGGCCAUUCCUGAAAACCGCUAAAACAAAUAUUGAUGUUUAUAGUGGCACCCUUUCCAUGGAAUUUGAUGGUGAGAUCAUAAAUUUCAACAUUUAUGAUGCUAUGCGAUAUCCAAGCGAUUUCUCAUCUAUGAACUGGUUAGAUGUAAUCGAUCCUUUAACCGAUGAUUAUUUCGAAUUAUCUAACUGUGAUUCUCUAGCAUUAGUUUUAAACAAAAGUCUCGACAAAGAAUCAACAAAAGAACUUGCUGAGAAGUUCCAAAUUGAGGAUGAACUGAUAGAGUUGGUAUCACUCAUGGAUACACCAACCAAUCAUGAAACACAGAAGCUCCAGAUACAAGUCACUAAUAAAAAACUCAUACCAUCUAUUGUGCAAGCACCUGAGCUAGAGUUAAAAACCCUCCCUGAUCAUCUCAAGUAUGCAUAUCUUGGGGAUGAUGACAUGUUGCCAGUAAUAAUAUCCAACAAACUGUCAAAGAAUCAAGAGGAUGAACUCAUCAACAUGCUCAAGCAAUACAAGGAAGCAAUUGGGUUGACCAUUGCUGACAUCAAAGGCUUGAGCCCAUCACUCUGUAUGCAUAAGAUCCUCAUGGAGGAUGAUUACAAGCCUAUACGUGAAGCUCAAUGA